UUCCGCGGACCUCCUGAUGGGAGGACCCCGAAGGGAGCGGGGCGUGCUGGGAUGGAUGGAUGGAUGGAUGGAGAGCAAGCGCGCUGCUCGUCUCCCAGCUGGCGGGAAGGCCAGCUCCCGGCACCCCGCCUUUCCUCUUGGCGUGCUUCUGCCGGAGCCUGAGCUCCCCGGUGCCCACGGGCACCUGUGCGCCCCGCAGCUCCCGCCCGGAUCCCGAACCCGAGCCCGAAUCCGUGUUCCCACGCGAGGUCCGCCUCUUCAGCGACUCUUACUCGGAGAGCAGCCGGUUCUGCUUCUGUGGGCACGAGCUGAGCAUCACGCAAAACUUUGGGUCGCGCCUUGGGGUGGCGGCACGCGUGUGGGAUGCGGCUCUGAGCCUGUGUAACUUUUUCGAGAGUCAGAAUGUGGAUUUUCGAGGCAAGAAGGUGAUCGAAUUGGGCGCUGGGACGGGCAUCGUGGGAAUCCUGGCGGCGCUGCAGGUGCUAAAGUCCCAGGCCUGUGCUGCUACCAUCACGCUCAGCCCUUGGCCCUCUUCUGUAAACUCUGCGAGGGGUGGAUUCUUACCUGUCUUGCUCACUGAGGUGUUCCAGACACCGCCUGGCAUCCAGACCCAUGGGGGGGAUGUUACCAUCACUGACUUACCACUGGUCCUGGAGCAGAUCCAGGAGAAUGUCCGCGCUAACGUGCCGUCUGGAGGCCGGGCGAAGGUGUGUGCCUUGUCCUGGGGAAUGGACCAGCAUGGCUUUCCUGGAAACUAUGACUUGGUGCUGGGGGCAGAUAUCGUGUACCUGGAGCCUACCUUCCCACUGCUGUUGGGGACCCUCCAACACCUGUGUGGGCCCCAUGGCACCAUCUACCUGGCCUCCAAGAUGAGGGAGGAGCAUGGGACAGAGAGCUUCUUUCAACACUUCCUGCCCCAGCACUUCCAACUGGAGCUGGCCCAGCGGGAUGAGGACGUGAAUGUCAACAUCUAUAGGGCCAGGCACAGGGAAGGGAGACCUGCCGGACAUCACCCUUCCUGUUGACCUCAGCCCCAGAGCCGUAAACAUCAGGACAAAAGGAAAGGAUGGCUUGCCUGUCUUCUUUCUUCCCUCCUCUAAUUUGUUCCCCUAGGCAUUCUCGGGAAGAUGCAGGAAGGGGACUGCCUGUUAAAAACAGCAGAAUCCUAGAAGCAUUGGGUUUAAAGCCCAAAGAAGGUGCCCAGCACUUGUCUCCAGAGGGGGAGGGCGAGAAGGUAGUCAGGAUAUUUAGGGGCGAGGGAGGUACAGUGGCUGCAGAGAGACUGUCACCGGUCACUCCCAGUUCUUUCAACAGAAUGGACUCUUCUGUUUGUUUGUUUUUUGAGACAGGGUUUCUCUGUGUAGAUUUGACUCACUGUGUAGCCCAGGC
This is a messenger RNA of Peromyscus leucopus (white-footed mouse), 1389 nucleotides long. It is a transcript of the gene Eef1akmt3, whose product is annotated as EEF1A lysine methyltransferase 3. Gene Ontology annotation, biological process: peptidyl-lysine methylation. Gene Ontology annotation, cellular component: cytoplasm; cytosol. The transcript has 5 exons. The coding region runs from base 60 to 1025 and encodes 321 amino acids. The record is from RefSeq and is a predicted model, not a curated record. Lineage: Eukaryota; Metazoa; Chordata; Mammalia; Rodentia; Cricetidae. Gene Ontology annotation, molecular function: protein-lysine N-methyltransferase activity.